Messenger RNA from Triticum dicoccoides, 1122 nucleotides. RefSeq names its product GATA transcription factor 19-like. The transcript has 8 exons. The record is from RefSeq and is a predicted model, not a curated record. Lineage: Eukaryota; Viridiplantae; Streptophyta; Magnoliopsida; Poales; Poaceae. Gene Ontology annotation, biological process: regulation of DNA-templated transcription. Gene Ontology annotation, molecular function: protein binding; sequence-specific DNA binding; zinc ion binding. Bases 93 to 905 code for a protein of 270 amino acids.
GCUCCCACCCAUCCCCCACACGUGCGCGCGAACCGAGAGCCCGGCCGCCUCUCCCGGGUCCUGGCCCAUACCAACCGUCCGAUCCCCGGCCGAUGGCGGCGGAGCCCGCGGCGGACGGCCAGGAUCCCCCGCUGGCGGACGCCGCCGCCGCCUCCGGCGACGACGACGCCGCGGCGGCGGACGCGCUCCUGAGCGCGGCCUCGGAGCAGCUGACGCUGGUGUACCAGGGGGAGGUCUACGUCUUCGACCCCGUCCCGCCCCAAAAGGUUCAAGCUGCUCUGUUGGUGCUUGGAGGGUGUGAGGUGCCUCCUGGUUUAGUAAGCAUGGCUGGGCCUACUGCAUAUGGUGAAAAGAGUACAACUGUGGCUGCCAAAAGGGUUGCUUCCUUAAUGAGGUUCCGUGAGAAGAGGAAGGAAAGAUGUUUUGAUAAGAAAAUAAGAUACGGAGUGCGCAAGGAAGUUGCCCAAAAGAUGAAACGGCGUAAAGGACAGUUUGCUGGAAGGGCAGAUUUUGGUGAUGCUGCAAGUUCUUCUGCAGCUUGUGUCUCUGCAGCCGAUGGCGAGGAUGAUCAUUUCCGAGAAUCCCAUUGUCAAAAUUGUGGUGUCAGCUCAAGGCUUACUCCAGCAAUGCGUCGGGGGCCGGCUGGCCCAAGGACCCUCUGUAAUGCUUGUGGCUUGAUGUGGGCAAAUAAGGGUACUCUGAGAAGUCCUUUGAAUGCCCCCAAAAUGACGGUGCAGCAUCCCGCCAAUCUGAAUAAAAUGGACAGUGUGGAUGAUGACAAAGCAAUUGUUUGUGCUGAGCCUAAUCAUACCACGGUCAAAAUGGACUCUGGGAUGAGUCCGGAACAAGAACAGAAACCAGAACUGCGCCCAGCGACCGAAGGCGACAGCAUGGCUGAUUCUUGACAAGUGUAUAUAAAUUGAGACAUAGGUUUCUGUCAGAUAUUUCCUGACUUUAGAAAUGAUGUAUAAGGCAACAAAACUAACAAAAGCAUGCAUCGACAUGCCACAUUUAUCCCCUCCAUGUAUUUAUAUUACAUUACAAAUUGUAUACCCAACAGUUCUGCAAUGCAGAGGAAUUCAGCAAUGCAAUCAAUCCAUCACAUUCUUGGUGUUGGCUGCU